AAGCGGCUGUGGCACCAUUCUCGCAUGGACUAUGGUCAACAAAUCUAUUCACGACAACAAGAACACGCCAGCAACGAGCACCUGAGGGCGGUCUCCAUGGUAACCGGCACCCAAGCGCCAAACAGAGAUCUCCUCAUUCGCUGCGGCUUCUUACUUGGCUUCCGAAAUGUUCUCCGGAGAACCCACAGACUUCAUGAAUAACGACCUUCCUCCAUCAAAGAAUGAGGACCAAAGAGCGCGUGGGCAACUCUGUUUGAUGCCAGGAAUGUCCCAGAACGCUGAAGGUCAGAAGAAGAUCGGGAGGCGGUUUGGAGUCCAGGAGGGAGACUCGGAGUAUAUCAAGCUGGCAAAACAAGGAGGACACAAAGAUCUUUUGUGGCAUGGACAGGAAUGCACUGUGAAGGAUGUUCCAAGCAAACCAGCAGGUUUUUUCUACCACGCUGGUGACGACAAACAUCAAUACUGUGGCGACGAGGGAAGGAGGAAUCCAGCCCCCUCUCGGAGACGAGAUCCUCCUUUUGGGAGCGACAACAUGUCGACAUGGGAGAGGGAUGACAACUGCAACAACUAUGAGGAGAAGGUGACCAACGCAGUUCAACCACCUACCGUUCACUUCCACCCUCAGCAGGGGGAGGAUCUGUUGGCUGCCCAGCCAUCUUCAGUGAGCAGCAAGUACAAGCGGAGGAUAUUUGACAAGAAGCCGGCACCUGUGGACAUGUCCAAACUCCUCAGCUUCGGUUACGCUGAAGACAAGACAACGGCAGACAACAACAACUGUGCAGCCUCUGACUGAAGCGGAGAGACGACUGAGAGACAGGACGAGACACCAUUCGCAUCCGGCUCAUCUGGGGCUUCUCAACAUCCAACAGUAAAUUUGUCAAGGUUCUGAAUAAAAUGAAGAGAUGCAAGACUUUAAGGAGCACUUCAGCAUCACUCUAUAAAACAGCAACGCUUCCUUUUGAUCAUAAGUUGACCCAUUGUUCAUAAAAAUAAGGCGUCUCGGCUGUCAACAAAUAAAAUGUAAAAGUUUGUUCCUGAUUUCUUAUUCAACUAAUAAAGAGCUCCUUGCAUCAGACAA
Molecule: messenger RNA, 1078 nt
Organism: Synchiropus splendidus (mandarinfish)
Lineage: Eukaryota; Metazoa; Chordata; Actinopteri; Syngnathiformes; Callionymidae
Exons: 8
Coding region: 167-793 (208 amino acids)
Source: RefSeq, a predicted model, not a curated record